Diabrotica virgifera virgifera (western corn rootworm) is the source of this 5123-nucleotide messenger RNA. RefSeq names its product zinc finger protein 227-like. Bases 815 to 2542 code for a protein of 575 amino acids. Gene Ontology annotation, biological process: regulation of transcription by RNA polymerase II; central nervous system development. Lineage: Eukaryota; Metazoa; Arthropoda; Insecta; Coleoptera; Chrysomelidae. The transcript has 2 exons. Gene Ontology annotation, molecular function: RNA polymerase II cis-regulatory region sequence-specific DNA binding; DNA-binding transcription factor activity, RNA polymerase II-specific. Gene Ontology annotation, cellular component: nucleus. The record is from RefSeq and is a predicted model, not a curated record.
UUCAAUCUCUGUUAUAUACGUUGUAUGGACCAUGAUAGUGUGACGUCAAAACGUCAAAAUUUUUCCAAACACGUUGUGUCUAGGGUAUACGCUACCGUGUACGCAAAUAAAAAAGUUAGGUAUAAUUAAACGUCAUAACAAAUAUUUUUCUAUCAAACAAACACUAAACAUAUCAAAAUAUCGUGUAUCAAAAUAUACAGUCACUGCCCACGCUAAAUAGUCACUGGGUACGUUCGGACGACCACAGCGGCUGGACAGCUGAGCCAGCAGUAGCUGUCAGACGUCACCGCUGGAAGCCAGCCGCUGAGAGAUUUACUAAGCUUUCCCUAUCACGGCUGGAUGCAACCACUCAGCCGAUUUCUGCUGCCAGCCAGCCGCUGUGGUCGUCCGAACGCACCCACUAGCUUGAUGAAGCUUAACUUUUUUAUUUGCGUACAUUUUAGCGUGUACCUAGACAUAACGUGUUUGGAAAACUUUUUUUGACGUUUUGACGUCACGACUAUCACGGUAACAACCACCAUGUACUGUGGUAACAACAUGCUCCACAGCUCCACCACUGAGCACAAGUUUGAUAGGUAAUGGCGAUAUUACACUGUUCACUUUUGCCUUUCAAUUUGGAUGAACCGUGUUACCGUGUAACCUCGCUUUAAGAUGUGGGUACGACAUAUGACAUAUGACAUGGACCACCUGGUUUCUUCGUUUCUUGAUUUUGUUUCUUUUUCUUUUCAUUAUUUUCUAUUUUCUUAUGGAUUCUUAUUAAAAUUUACACAGGUCUUGUUGUUUUCAGUUUUCAGUGCGAAUAUAAAACUGAAGUAUGGAAAUAACACAAGAAGUUAGUGGGAAGACUUAUAAAAUAGAAAGAGAUAUUAAUCAGGUGUAUGAUGAUCGUUUGAGUACCUUAGAAAUUGAAAUAAAAGAGGAACCCAAGCGAGAACAUAAAUAUGAUGCAUUUGACUAUUCAGAAUUCAAUCAACUUUCUGAAAACACUGAAUUAGAACAAGGUGAAUAUAAAUUUAAACUAUUUGGAGAAAAUCAAACAACAAAAAAUGAUGAAGGUUGCCCCAAGGAGGAGAACAACAUGGAAACUAUGGAAACUUUACCUGCUCAUUCAUCUCAGAAACAAAACUACACAGGUCAACACGCAGAAGGGCAAAUAUUAAACAAAAAUGGAGAAGUUGUGACUGGACAAAGGGCUUAUAAAUGCGAAAUUUGUUUAAAACAGUUUACUAGAAGCAAUUAUGUAAAAAUCCAUUUGAUAAUGCACACUGGAGAAAAACCAUUCAAGUGCAAAAUUUGUUUUAAGCAGUUUAGUCAAGCAACUCAUUUGAAAACACAUUUGAGAACCCACACUGGAGAAAAACCUCACCAGUGUGAAAUUUGUUUAAAACAAUUUAGUGUAGUAGGCCAUUUGAAAAAUCAUUUGAAAGUGCACACUGGGGAAAAACCUUAUAAGUGUGAAAUUUGUUCUAAGCAGUUUAGUCAAGCAGGUCAUUUGAAAACACAUUUGAAUAUGCACACUGGAGAAAACACUUACAAGUGUGAAAUUUGUUCUAAGCAGUUUAGUCAAGCAGGUCAUUUGAAAACACAUUUGAAUAUGCACACUGGGGAAAACACUUACAAGUGUAAAAUUUGUUUUAAGCUGUUUAGCCAAGCUGGUAAUUUGAAAACACAUAUGAAUAUGCACACUGGAGAAAACACUUACAAGUGUGAAAUUUGUUCUAAGCAGUUUAGUCAAGCAGGUCAUUUGAAAACACAUUUGAAUAUGCACACUGGAGAAAACACUUACAAGUGUAAAAUUUGUUUUAAGCUGUUUAGCCAAGCAGGUAAUUUGAAAACACAUAUGAAUAUGCACACUGGAGAAAACACUUACAAGUGUGAAAUUUGUUCUAAGCAGUUUAGUCAAGCAUGUUAUUUGAAAACACAUUUGAGAGUGCACACUGGGGAAAAACCAUACAAGUGUGAAAUUUGUUUUAAGCAGUUUUCCAACAAAGCCAAUUUGAAAAUACAUUUGAGAUUGCACACUGGGGAAAAGCCUUACAAGUGUGAAAUUUGUGUUAAAUACUUUAAUGAGGCAGGUUCUUUGAAAAAACAUUUAAGAGUGCACACUGGGGAAAAACCAUACAAGUGUGAAAUUUGUUUAAAACAGUUUACUACAACAAAUCAUUUGAAAGAACAUUUGAGAACACAUACUGGAGAAAAUUACAAGUGUGAAAUUUGUUUAAAGCAAUUUAAUCAAGCAGCUCAUUUGAAAAGACAUUUGAGAACCCACACUGGAGAAAAACCUCACCAGUGUGAAAUUUGUUUAAAACAAUUUAGUGAAGUAGGUAAUUUGAAAAAACAUUUGAGAGUGCACACUGGAGAAAAACCUUACAAGUGUGAAAUUUGUUUAAAACAGUUUACUACAACAAAUCAAUUGAAAGUACACUUGAGAGUGCACACUGGGGAAAAGCCUUACAAGUGUGAGAUUUGUUUAAAACGGUUUAGUGAAGCAGGUUCCGUGAAAAGACAUUUAAGAGUGCACACAAGUGUGAAAUUUGUUUAAAACAGUUUAGUGAAGCAGAUGAUUUGAAGAAACAUUUGAGAGUGUACACUGGGGAAAAACUUCAGAUGUGUAAAAUUUGUUUAGAGCAGUUUAGUGAAGCAAGAAUUUUAUAAACACAUUUGAGAGUGCACACUGGAGAAAAACCUCACAAGUGUGGAAUUUGUUUAAAGCAAUUUAGUCAAGCAAUUUUUUUGAAAAAUCAUGAUUGCACACUGGAGAAACGUCUUGCAAGUGCGAAAAUCGCUUUAAGCAGUUUACUGAAGCAAAUUUUUAAAAAUACAUGUGAGAGUGCACAUUGGAGAAAAGCCUUAUAAAUGUGAAAUUUGUUUUAAACAAUUUAGUGAUUCAGGUAAUUUGAAAGCACAUUUGAGAGUACCCACUGGAGAGAAACCUAACAAGUAUGGAAUUUGUUCAAAGCAAUUUAGUCAAGCUAUUGUUUUGAAAAAACAUUUGAGAGUGCCCACUGGAGAAGCAUCUUGUUGAUGGACCUCACACUUCAGCAAUACCACCCCGCUGAGCUGAAUAUUAAUGACUCUCUUAGUUGGCUGCAGGACUAUACAAGUGUGAAAUUUCUUCUAAGCAGUUUUCUCAAUUAUGUAAUUUGAAAAAUCACAUGAGAGUGCACACUGGAGAAAAAUCUUACAAGUGCGAAAUUUGAAGAGACAUUCGAGAGUGCGAAGAGACAUUCGACGAGUUUCAAAUUCAUUUGAAAACACAUUUGAGAGUAUGUUUGUUUUAAGCAGUUAUCUUAUACAAAUAUAUACAGGGUGUCCCAAAAACUACCGACAAACGAAGACAGAAGAUUUCUCAGAUAAUUUUAAGAGAAUUUAGCCCAAUUCACUUAGUCCGAAAAUGCUUCCUAAGGGAGCUAGAGCUCUUUGAAGAUGGCGUCAUGUAAUUAGUUUUUCUUAAAUACCUCCAGAACGCUUCUAUUUAGAAAAACGAAAAUUGGUAUGUAUAUUUACUUUCCAGAAAUGAAUCGAUUCCAUCUAUUGCAAAUUUCUGUUACCAGUCAUAGGCGUCCGUCUUGGGUAGGGCAACAGUUAUUUUAUCGCAUAACUUUUUUGUCUUUAACUUUUAAGCAUUUUUGACACUGGAUUAUUAAAUUGUGAGGUAUUCUAGUACUAAAAGGUACUCUUGUUUUAAGUCGGUAGGACACACCGUUUUCUAGAAAAAUCGAUUUGAAAGUUUUUCGCUUUUGGAAUUUGAAAAAAAAAUUGAAAAAAAAAACGAUGUAUUUUACUAACUUAAAGCAAGAGUAACUUUUAGUACUCGAAUACCUCAUAAUUUAAUAAUCUAGUGUCAAAAAUGCAUAAAAAUUAAAGACAAAAAAGUUAUGCUAUAAAAUAACUGUUGACCUACCCAAAACGGACGCCUAUGACCGGUACUAGAAAUUCGCAAUUCAUGAAAUCGAUUCAUCUCUGGAAUGUAAAUAAAAGUACCAAUUUUUGUCUUUCUAAAUAGUUUUUUUUAAUUUUUUUUUAAUUCACAAAACGAAAUAUUUUCUAAUCGAUUUUUCUAGAAAACGGUGUAUCCUAUCGACUUAAAACAAGAGUACCUUUUAGUACUAGAAUACUUCACAAUUUAAUAAUGCAGAGUCAAAAAUGCUUAAAAAUUAAAGACAAAAUAGUUAUGCGAUAAAACCGUUGCCCUACCCAAAACGGACGCCUAUGAUCGGUACUAGAAAUUCGCAAUGGAUGGAAUAGAUUUACCUCUAGAGGUAAAUACGCGUACCAAUUUUUGUUUUUCUAAAUAGAAACGUUUUGGUGGUAUUUAACAAAAACUCAUUACAAGACGCCAUCUUCAAAGAGCUCUAGCUCCCUUAGGAAGCAUUUUCGGACUAAGUGAAUUGGUUUAAAUUGUGUUAAACUUAUCUGAAGAAUCUUCUGUCUUCAUUUGUCGGUAGAGUUUCUGGACACCCUGUAUAUACAGGGCGUUUCAUUAAGAAUUGUCCAUAUAGUAACUGGAGAAACCUUAGCACAAAAUACGAAGAUUUAACCUAAAACACUUAAAUAAAAUAUUCCCCCUUGCCGAGAUACAGAGUGUUUUAUUACAGAUAUUCUAAAAUGAUUUUAGUCCAUUGGUAAAGCACCUUUUAAUACAUUUUUUUCAAACUUGACACACAGUUUACACAUGUUAGGAUACUUUGACUAAUCUUAAAAGAUAGUUUUCCGCUGUUACCAGAGGCGUCCUGUAGGGAAAUAUACUUUAUUUUCGCCCUCCCAAUCUACGCCACUGUCGUAAUAUUCAUUUCAGAAUGUUUUUUGAUCCUUUGUUACUUUUUACAUAAAUAUCAUCCUUUUGUUUCAUUGCGAUAAAGUAAGAAGUUUUCAAGUUAUUUGCAUUUAAAGAUGAUGGAUUCCAUAAGACUAUGUAUUUUAAACUACAUUCAAUAAGAUUAUGUGUUUAAAAUACGUAAUUUUAUUGAAUCCAUUACAUUAAAACGCAAAUAACUUGAAAACUACGUACUCUAUCGCAUUAAGACAAAAGGAUGAUAUUUAUGUAAAAAGUAACACAUAAUCAAAAAACAUACUGAAAUUAUUAUUACGACAGUGGCGUAGAUUGUAAGGGGAAAAGGGAC